AUUAACGUUCCAAUACUCCCCUUCGUCCAAAGUUUAUGGAUUUGAAACGGUCGAUUUGAUACCUCAUGGCGAAGAAGUGCUGCUAACCCUCGAUAAUGCUGAGACRUACAUCGACCUGAUGACAGACUUYUAUCUGUACUCGGGAAUCAGAAAACAAAUGGAUGCAUUUUUGAAAGGAUUCAACAAAGUCUUCCCUAUGGAAAAACUUCAAAUCUUCUCGCCRGAAGAACUACAGCUGUUGAUGAGUGGCGAGCGUGUACCAGAGUGGACAAGAGACGACAUCUUAAGUUACACAGAGCCAAAAUAUGGGUUCACUCGAGAAAGUCCCGGUUACAUUAGAUUUGUGAAUGUUUUGGAGAACAUGGAGGGAGACGAGAAGAAAGCAUUCCUUCAAUUUACGACCGGCUGCUCAUCCCUCCCCCCAGGUGGUCUUGCUAACCUGCAUCCAAGACUAACUGUAGUCAAGAAGGAAGGGGAGGGUGAUGGCUCUUAUCCGUCGGUCAACACUUGUGUUCACUACCUUAAGCUUCCUGACUACUCAUCGGAAGAAAUACUGCGAGAAAGGCUCCUWACAGCUACCAAAGAGAAGGGGUUCUUCUUGAAUUAGGAACGUCAUAUUACGAGACUUAUUKGAAAUUCUAUGCAUUUUUCCUUUGGUUUCCUGUUUUGUUAAAAUGCACACUGUGAAGUWAACRCACUUCCGUUAURGACCUCAAAAGCUSACACYAGUCUGWAAAAAGAGAAAACUAAGCUUGAAAAAAUAAAUUUCGCGAAAAACUUAUAAGUGAAAUUGCUAAUAUAAACACAUUGUAUAUUUGAAGAAUGUAUGUUAUUCCUAGUUUGUUCUUAAUAGAUAGAAUCGAUUCAAUUUUUGUAUUGAUCUUUUUUCAUCGAUAUGUAUUCCAAAAGUAUGGCUCUUAAAAUUGCUUGUCRUCAUAUAACUCACCACUUGUAGUUCACCGACAUUUGGUUGAACUGCUGUGACCCUUAAAGCCAUUAAAAUAAAUUUGCGAAUUCAA
This is a messenger RNA of Exaiptasia diaphana, 1019 nucleotides long. RefSeq names its product E3 ubiquitin-protein ligase HECTD1. Gene Ontology annotation, molecular function: ubiquitin protein ligase activity. The record is from RefSeq and is a predicted model, not a curated record. NCBI's taxonomy places the organism in Eukaryota, Metazoa, Cnidaria, Anthozoa, Actiniaria, Aiptasiidae. Gene Ontology annotation, cellular component: nuclear speck. Gene Ontology annotation, biological process: anatomical structure development; protein K63-linked ubiquitination; proteasome-mediated ubiquitin-dependent protein catabolic process.